CAACAAUCGGAAUCCGGAUGUUCUCAUCUUUGCUUUUGUCAAAGCAUCGUAGCCCUAAUAACCGCUACUAGCGCCCAGCUUUUUAAAAACAAAUAUACAAGCAUAAUGUCAAGCUCUUCGAACUUGGUCAGCAUGAAAAAGGCGGUACAGCAGCUCCGCUUCGAGGCGAGUAUACCCAGAGUGAAGGUUUCACAAGCAGCUGUGGACCUGCAGCAGUUUUGCCUGCAGAAUGCCUUGCAGGAUCCAUUGCUGACUGGAGUGUCCUCCAGCACCAACCCCUUCAGGCCACAGAAAGUCUGCUCCUUCUUGUAAAAGUGUCAUCUUUAUUGGCCUUCAUUUAGAUGCUUCAGGGAAAUGUUGACCUCAGCACUGCUCCACUUGCCAAGCCAUUAUACUGCCACAGGAAUCGUAGAACUCAUUGAAGAUGUAUCAGGAAAAUCAAUUUAUUAUUAUUGGUGACAUUAAAAUGAAAAAUUUUAGUUUUUUUUUGUUUUGUUUUUUAUGGCACACACUGUGAUUUAUUUUUUUGGGGGGUAAAUAAUUGUGCCUUUUUCUAUCAGUGGUCUUUAUUGCUGUGGACUUUUGUAUUUAAAAACAAUAAAAAAAAUUCAUAACUACAAGGCUUUCUUUGAACUUUUAAAUAGUUUGAAUAUUUUAGAUGAAAUCAUUUUACAUGGGAAGUUUGUAGACGGGCCAGCUAAAGGUUUUAAUGAAAGUUUAAUGCAAUGAAUAUUUUUUUAAUCUGGUGGAGAAAAAAAAAUAUUUAAUGAGACCUAGGUUGUAAAAAAUGU
Molecule: messenger RNA, 791 nt
Organism: Cyprinodon tularosa
Lineage: Eukaryota; Metazoa; Chordata; Actinopteri; Cyprinodontiformes; Cyprinodontidae
Gene: gng5
Product: guanine nucleotide binding protein (G protein), gamma 5
Exons: 3
Coding region: 106-312 (68 amino acids)
Biological process (GO): G protein-coupled receptor signaling pathway
Cellular component (GO): heterotrimeric G-protein complex
Molecular function (GO): G-protein beta-subunit binding
Source: RefSeq, a predicted model, not a curated record